AUGCCCUCUCUCUCCCAAGUCCUUCCCGUCGCCCAGCUCCUUUUGAGCUCGGCAUCGGCAUACUAUAAUGGCAUCGACCCUCGUGACAUUUACGAGGAAAUGGAGCACGUCCUAGUGGACAACUCUGGAACCAACAGCGACGGCUUCAUCAAUGCCGUGACACCUUGCAGCAACUAUGUUGGCUUUGCCAGUGGCGGCAGCAAACGAGGUGAACAAAGCUCUGCCCAAUGGGUCCGCAUGGCGUUUCACGAUGCCAUUACGGCUGAUCUUGCUGCUGGAACUGGUGGUCUUGACGGCUCUAUUGGUUAUGAAGGCGACCGUGCCGAGAAUCCUGGACAGUUUAUUGAAGACACAUUAAGAUUUAUGGGACCAACAAUAACCGCCUAUUUGAGUAUGGCAGACAACAUUGCACUGGGUCUAGUUGCAUCAUUGUCAACUUGCGGAGCUACCGUAGGCGGCAUUAAUCUCCGCGCGGGCAGAAAAGAUGCCCUCGAGGCUGGGCCCUCUGGAGUCCCAGAGCCGACGACAGACCUCGAGACGACUCUCAAUCAGUUUGCGGCUGCAGGCUUUUCUCAGUCCGAAACGAUCAUAUUGACAGCAUGUGGUCAUUCUCUUGGGCGUAUCCACUACAGUAACUUUCCCGAAAUUGUUGAUGAAAGUGCCGUUAGUAACAGCAAUCUGAACGGCGGAGUGGGAUUCGACGACACACCGGCCGACUUCGACUCCAGCGUCGUCAACGAGUAUCUCAACGGAACGGGACAGCAGGGUGGUCUCCUAGUUACAGCACCCAAUGAAGAAGACCGCUCCGAUCUCCGCCUGUACUCUUCCGACAACAAUGCCACCAUGAAGGCCCUUUCAGAAGAGGCGGCAUUCCAGGCCACCUGUCUCUCGCUCUUUGAGCGCAUGAUUGACACCGUGCCGGCCGACGUCCAGCUCUCGGACCCCAUCGUACCCAUGACCUGGAAGGCCGUCGACGUGGCGCUCGAUAUUAACACUGCGGGCAACGUGUCCGUGUCUGGUUCAAUCAGAAACCUGUACACCGACACCUCGCCCCCGAGCACCGUGACCUACACGACGUCGGACGCGGGCGGCGUCGUCGUCUCGGCGGACCAGAAGACGGGCACGAGCUCGGGUAGCGGCACAUCUCUAUUCGGCAAGACCAAGUACUGGAGUUUCAACAGCACGAUUGCGUCGCCGGGCACCACGCAGCUCAACUUUGAAGACCAGACGUAUCCAAUCAAUGAUGAAAUCUUCAUCCUGUCCAAGCAGAGCUCCAGCAGCCGGUCCCUUACCAUCAAGGCGGCAGCGCUCACAUCGCUUGACUCCGAGGGCGACAGCAGCAUGACGGCGGUUCUCUACGUCCCCACAGCCGUGGACGGCCUGUUUGUCAAGCAGAUUGUCAAUGAGACCGUCGCCAUGACCGCAUAUGGAACCGCGGGCGAGUAUACGCUUUACAAGGGUACUUCGAGUACGACGGCGGGCCACAUGAUCGCCAAGGUCCUUCUUGGCGACGCUGAGAGUCGGACGGUCAAGGUUGACAAGUUUAGUGGCCGAUAG
Pestalotiopsis fici W106-1 is the source of this 1557-nucleotide messenger RNA. RefSeq lists its product as uncharacterized. Bases 1 to 1557 code for a protein of 518 amino acids. Gene Ontology annotation, biological process: cellular response to oxidative stress; hydrogen peroxide catabolic process; response to reactive oxygen species. The transcript is spliced from 8 exons. Gene Ontology annotation, molecular function: peroxidase activity; heme binding. The record is from RefSeq and is a predicted model, not a curated record. Lineage: Eukaryota; Fungi; Ascomycota; Sordariomycetes; Amphisphaeriales; Sporocadaceae.